AUGGCACCGAAGGCGGGAGCACGAGUAAUCUACUGGUCCCGAACCGAUCUGCGCUUGCACGACUCGCCAGCACUGAAAGCAGCUCUUGAUCUUAAGCCCUCUGCGCUAUAUCCAAUCUGGUGCUGGGACAGCCAUUAUGUCUACUCCUCCAGAGUCGGCGUCAACAGAUGGCAAUUCUUGAUCGAUUGCAUGAACGAUGUAUCAACCAGCAUCACCAAGAUCAACAAGAAGAGCAAGCUGUUCGUGCUACGAGAACCAGCUGUUACAUUACUUCCGAAAUUGCUCAAAGCAUGGAAGAUAACCCAUCUUGUGUUCGAGAAGGACACAGAUGCGUAUGGUAGGGACAGGGACCAGCAAGUCAUAGUAGCAGCAGAGAAGCUGGGAGUGCAGAUCAUCACUAAGUCAGGACGGACAUUGUGGGAUAGUGAUGAGGUUGUCAAGGCCCAUGGAGGGAAGCCGACAAUGAGUAUAUCUCAGCUACAAGCGGCAGGGGCCAAGGUUGGCCAUAUCGCUCCGCCAAUCGAAGCACCGAAGAGCCUACCAGAUCCUGGUGAUACCGAGCUGGACAUCCAGCAACAGCAGCCAGAGGAAGGACGGGACAUGAACCGGAAUGCUAGGACGGACGAAGAGAAGUCGUACGCAUCUGGUAUAUCAGGACCGAAUGGUGACUUCAGCAUCCCAACGCUCGAGGAGAUGGGGUUGAAGCCUGCCACGUCACCAAUCCGAGGAGGCGAGAGUCUCAUUCUGGAACGACUUGAGAAGAUUCUGGCAGAUGAAGAUUACACCGGCACGUUCGAAAAGCCCAAAACUUCACCAGCACAGUUCGAGCCGCAAUCAACCUUCCUCACAUCGCCGUACCUGCAUUUCGGCGCUCUGAGCUGCCGCUACUUCUAUCACCGCGUCGAAGAGAUCGUAGAAGCACGACGCAAAGCCAAAAAGGCCUUCUCGGAGCCGCCAACGAGCUUGACAGGCCAACUACUGUUUCGAGAUAUGUACUUCGCUGCGCAAGCAGCACUAGGCUGGUCCUUUGGUCAGACGUACAACAACGACCACUGUCGUUUCAUACCUUGGCAUCUACCCAGUAAGGUGGACACGAAGACCGGCCUGAUCACUGGCGAGUACGAAGUCGAUGAUGAGACGAAGGAACAAGAGUUCGUGCGAUGGCGCGAAGGCAGGACAGGCUUUCCUUGGAUAGACGCCAUAAUGCGACAGCUCAAGCACGAAGGUUGGAUUCACCACCUUGCUCGUCAUGCUGUAGCGUGUUUCUUGACACGAGGAGGCUGCUACAUAAGCUGGGAGCGCGGUGCCGAAGUCUUCGAAGAAUGGCUAGUCGAUCACGAAGCAGCAUGCAAUAUUGGAAACUGGCAAUGGCUUUCAUGCACAGCAUUCUACGCACAGUUCUACCGCUGCUACAGUCCUGUUGCGUUUGGCAAGAAGUGGGACGAUAACGGUGAUUAUAUCAGAAAAUAUGUUCCGGAGCUGAAAGACAUGCCGAAGAAGUAUAUAUAUGAGCCGCACAAAGCGCCAAUAGCGGAUCAGCGCAAAGCAGGGGUUGUGAUAAAGGGCGAUGGGUUGGAGGCCGAAAUCGACGGCGUGACCGCUUAUCCUAAACCCAUGUUCGACUUUAACACUCAGCGCGAGGUCUGUCUCCAGGGCAUGAAGCAUGCUUAUCAGCAACGUCUGUACGGUAACAGUCCGAAAGUUCUCGACGGGACUUGGAAGGAACUGUUCGCGGAUGAUGGUGCUGGGCUGACUGAGGGCAAGCAAGGCGGACCUGGCGGCAUGAUUGAUUUUGAAGAUGGUGAUGAUGGUGAGAAGCAUCAUGAAGAGUCUGUGCCGACGAGGCCCAAGAGAGGGAUGGUGAGCAGGAGCGUCAAGAAAGAAGGCUCUGAUGCUCCGAGUCCAGCUGCGAAAGGUCACAAGCGCGAGAGAAGCCAGGCCACACUCGACAAGGCUGUCAAGAAGACUAAAUCGUGA
Molecule: messenger RNA, 1977 nt
Organism: Recurvomyces mirabilis
Lineage: Eukaryota; Fungi; Ascomycota; Dothideomycetes; Mycosphaerellales; Teratosphaeriaceae
Exons: 1
Coding region: 1-1977 (658 amino acids)
Biological process (GO): entrainment of circadian clock by photoperiod; circadian regulation of gene expression
Cellular component (GO): nucleus; cytoplasm
Molecular function (GO): deoxyribodipyrimidine photo-lyase activity; DNA binding; FAD binding
Source: RefSeq, a predicted model, not a curated record